AUAUGACUGAAAAAUUGUUAAGUAUGAUGUUAAACCCCAAGCACUCACUCACUCACUCACUCUUACUUCGACUUUUGUGCAUGUCCGUUGUCAGUUAGAGGUGAUGAUGGUGACCUGUAAGUAUUACAUUGAAUUGUCAUUUUUAUUCCAUAGGUGACAGAGGAUAUGCUGACAUUUGUGGGCCAUGCAAACGGAGAGGUGACUUUGCUUGACUCAGAUUCCCACACCCUAAGCACGGUAAUCAAGCUGCACGGAGCCGGGGUGAUAUGCUUGGAAUCUGUGGAGGGGUUCUCUGGUGGCAGGGGCGGAUGCGUAGGGCGACUGGUCUCCGCCGGGGCAAACAACAAUGUGAAGGUCACCGAUGUCCUUAAGUCUGGCAAUGACAUAUCCUUACGCCCAAGAGUUACAGUCCGGUUUGAUGCAACCCCACUGUAUGUGUCGAUGUUUGAGAACAUUGUGUGUGCAGUUCUGCAGCCUCACAGGGUAACAAUGGUGAAGGUGGAUUUGGCAGCUAAGAAGUUCAUUGAUGGGAAGCUUAGUGGGUUGAGCCAUUCAACUUUUGAUGAUCACACGGCUCAGGUGUCUGGUUUGGAUUGCUGUUCAGCUUUAAGACUGUUUGUGACAGCAGCUAACGACGGACUUGUCAAGAUCUGGGAUGCAGAGAAUAACCUUGUGAGAGAGUUGUCAUUUGGGGACACCCUGCAGGGCGUGUGUUUUGCUAACCAACGAGGAGACAUCCUAGCUGGCUUUGAGAGACUUGUUGUGUCAGUUUCAAUAUGUCGUUAUCUUCCAAGUUAUCUUCUGGAAACUGUUGUCAAGAAACAUUUCAAGGAUGAGAACAGAGAAGAUCCAUUGCCCUUCAACAACAAACUAAGAUUGUCGUUUGAGUCCAAAAAGCUGCCAACCUUCAGCACAAACCCUGAGCGUCGCAGAAGCCAGUUGAAGACCUGGCAGUUGUCUUCGUCAGAGGAUCGCCUAGCAAUUGCCGAGGGCAGCUGGAGAAUCCUUGAUGAUGUGGCUCAGCACUGCCUUCAUGCCCAGAAGCUGCAGGACAAACAGAAAGUCACAAACCUUCUGGGCAUGAUCUUCCCAGGGAAGAGUGACCAGGCUUAUAAAUCUGGCUUUCGGAGACUGGCAAAAAUGGCGAAACAACAGCACCAGAUGACUGAACAGGAAAAGAUUACAGCUUCCAACGAGCGAGAUUGGCGAGCUGCAUUGGAGGAGAAUGUCCGACUCACCGAGCUCAAACUGGACCAGAAAAUUGCUGUGAUGAAAGCGGAAUCCAAACCUCACCGCUGUAAAUUGGUGACGGCCGAAGACGCUGCAGUGGGACCGCCAACGCCGCCACCCCCUGACCCAAGGAUUGUUAAACAGAGGAACAAUUGGCGGUAUUUAUACCAGCUGUUCAACAAGUGGAUGAUACCUGUGGAUGGAUAUGUUCCGAAUUCUGUCGUGCGGAAGCGGUUUGGACAGAAGUUUGGAUUAUCAGAAGAAGACAAACAUGGAACCAGGCUUCGAAUGCGUACCAUGAAGUACCGCUACCAAGUCAAUAAACGACGAGCCCCCAUGCGUCGACGUUUGAAAAAGCUGAACGCUGCUGGCCACAAAGUUGAGAGGUCAGCAACCACAGGCCCCUCCUCUUCCUCUGCUGCGGCCGAUUCCAAAUUGGGUCAGAAAGGCGACUCCUCCAAGAACAAACAGCUUGACAACAAAUUGAAACUAGGUCAAUUCGAAGGUGAAGUGCGCCCUCGAAGAGCAUCUAUGGCUGUAAAAGACAGGAGAAAGAGCAAAAGGCUGGAUGACCUAAACGAUGAUGAACCUGUCACAUUUCUUGCGGAUAUCCAAAUGAAGGGGGCAGAGAUUUUCCUUCGCAUAAUGAAAGAAGAUUGGUUUCCUAAAGGGAACAUUGACAAGCUCCACAUCAUAGCAACGCUGUUGUCCAUCAUCGAAUCAGAUGACCCCACCAUCAACAGAAGUGUUUGCAAGUACAUGAUUGAGAUCAGAGAUGCGCAAGGGUUGCCUAACCAGAUUGAAGAGGACCUGGUAAAGGCUCUGCUGUCACAGCUUAACAGCAAGAGGCACACAACCCAGAAAGACAGUAUUUGGAUGCUUGGAGAGCUGGGAUUUGACAGCAAGGAAAUCAUCAUGGGAUUGAUGCCCAAACUGGUGGACAAUAGUCCAACCAUACGUAAUGAAGCUACACUGGCUAUACAGAAGGUCCUCGGGGUGAACAACAAAGACGAUCUUCUGGCCAUCCUGGAAGCUAGAGGCUUUGUCAAGGGGUUCAUGGACAACCUGGGCAACGAGGAGGAGAUUUUCCAGCGUCUCGCCCGACAAGCAGAGGGAGUUUUAUUUCCAGUCAUUGAGAACCGUCUAAUGGGCUGGCUUGACGACACUUCUAAACCAUAUGCUGAUGCUUCCCUGAAGAAACCUGCAAAUUUACAGUACAAUACAGCUAGUGCGACUCAUAAGAAAAGACGGGCAAGUAAGGCAGGUAAGGAUUCUUUCAGGGCAGACGAUCAGGUUACACCUCAAAAGGGCAAGAAAGGGACGUCUAGUCAUCAAAGGAAGAGGAGGAGUUCCGUUGCUAAGCCCCCUGCGGCCUUUGUCACCAAAUCGUCCACCUCAAAAAGUAAGAGCACUGGCACGGCUGACUCAAAGAAAAAGUCAAUACACCCCAAGGAGACGGGUGUUCGAAAAAGAGCGUCUGGGGAGAGAAAGAGCAUGAUGUCAUCUUUGUCCUCGUCUUCCUCAGAGGAUGUGUCCUGGCAGAUGCCGAACAUCGACGAGGACAAGCCGGAAGAGGAGGAUGAAGGGCUGAGAAACCGUCAAAAAAGCUACACCGUCAUCAUGGAUAUACCCGAAUUGCCAAACUCUGACGACCUCCAUCAGAGACAGGUGUCGGCGACUCACCACCGCUCCAUGGCGAUAGAUAUGCCAUCUCCCAUGGAGCCCGCACUGCUGGCGGAUACUGUCCAUGGAGUAAUGAAUCAGGCCAGGCUGGGCGGUGUCCACACUGGCAGACAGCGUAUGAAGACAACCAUGCUGCCAGAAGAAGAAGAACCUGACCUGGCCGAUACAGUCACUAAUGGCAUGAUGAUGGCAGGGUUUGCAGAACACUUGCAGUCGAGCAGCAGGCAGCACCUGAGCCAUGCACAGUUCAUGGACAGAAAGGAGGAUCUGCUGACCAGGAAGUUUGUGGACGAUUACUCGGCGCACGAUGACUUGCUGUGGAAUUAUGACAACAAGGAAUUCCAACCUGACGAAAACUUUCCUCAGUCCAAGGAUAUUCCCACUGGGGCUUUAAAGGACAAGGAAAAACAAAAAACAGACAAGCUGUCUACCAGUAAGGGGUCAGGAAUGGGGACGACCAUGCCUCGGGCUGCUGACCAAAAGAGAUCCCGUGCUGAGAACCGCAACAAAUUACAAAGCUUAGCGGUAUCUGAGGAGGAGAGAGUAAUGUCUGCAACACCCUCUACACCUGUGGAUCAUGCUGAGAGGAAACUCCACCCGCGACACUCGUUCAUCUAUCGUCAUUAUGAGAACCAAGAUGCAUCUAAGAAGAUGGCAGUUAAAGAAACCCCACAACAGGUCCAAGAAAAGGGCGUUAAGGCUGAGAAGGUGGCAUUUAGCAGGGAGGGGGAGGGCUCCAUAGCAUCUGACUCCGCACUCCUUAGUCAAGAGAGUCAGGACCAGUUCUCUGAUCAGUUGUCACAGCAGUUGAACUCCAGUGUAAAUGAGAUCACUGACUCUGGCUUCGACUCCGGGAUCAGCCAGGAUGUGUCUGAGACAUCCAGUUACAAAGGGGGAGGGAUAGGUGGCACGUUAAUGGACAGAGGUUUGCCUUGUCUGUCCCCAGUCAAGUCUCUGCCAGACACUCCUGAGAGGGGGCAGGAGGACAAACGGACCCGUAGCACACCCAAGUUACCAGAGCCCCCAGAGGGAUGGAGAGACUUCUUUGACCGUCCAUCAGCGCAGGAGAGGAGACGCCUGCAGAUGGUGCGCCAGGACUUUGCUGAAGGAAGAACUAGACCCAUGACUGUGAUUCUGCCGCCAAUCUCGUACGUCAAAGAUAAAGUGACGUUUCAGCCAGGAAACUCUGGCUUCCGACUCCUUCAGAGAGUCAGCAUCAAAGAUAAGGAGUUGAAACUUAAAACAGGAAAACAUAUGAUCGAUUCAUUGCCUGGAAACCUUGGUAUUAAUACUAUAAGAGAGUCUGAAGGCAGUAGUAAGUAUGGUAUUCUCAGGUUAGAUUGGACGACAGACGUUCCAGUGCCCCUACAGGGUAAGGGCGGUGAUUCCGUGGGCAAGGGACACCUCCCCCAGACGUCAGAAGCCUCUCAUGUUACAUGUGUGAGACGGUUACCUCCCAUUGGGAACCGACUCAUUGGCCGCCUUGAGGGAAGGAGUGUAUUCCCCCAGCCUAUCUGCUGUGAAGAGACUCAGGUGUACCGAUGGGAGUCACCUCUACCCCCUCCCCCCAGAUUCAGAGACACCUGUCUCCAGCCAGUGCCCACUGUCAAGAGCCAUGGAUCCUGCUGCAAGUACUACUGUCUGGCAAGGCAGGGCAUGCACCAUUACACCUCAGCAGAGUUGCUUCCCCUCCGCUUAGAAAGUCACGAAAAGGCACUAAAGAGGACGCUAAGGUUUUACUGUAAACCAAGCAGAUGACCUCCACGGCGGCCAUUUUCCAUUCUAACAAAGUUACUUUUACUGAAUACCCAAGAACGACCUCUGUCAAGGUCAUAUUUCGCUAUUACAGACAGCAAAUGACCUCAGCCAAGGUCAGAUUAGUGCAGUACAACUGAGUAUCACACUAUGAAGAGGUGAUAAACUGUAACUAUGAGAGCUACGUGUUUACAAAAGUGUUAUCUACCCUUAUGUAGACUCAGCUGUAACAAUAAACUUUUACAACCAGCGCUGUCUGUGUUGAUUUAAUACAGCAAGGAUUUUUCAAGGUUGGAAUCAGGGUUGAACUAAGUGUGAUCAUCAAAGGAAAUUUUUGAUUGUUUAACUGUAACGGGCAAUACAUUUCUGGGGGGCAGAUCUGUUCUGAAUUUGGUUACCCUAAAUGCUCAACAAAAGUUUAAGUAAGUUUAUUUUGUAACUAAAACAAAUACAUAUUCCAUAGCAUUUUGAAGAUAAAAAUGCGUUGGUCAAGUAGAGAGACUGUUUUUGACUUCAUUGAAGGUGUAAAAUGACCGAAACAAAUCUCAUUACAACCCUCUGAUAGAGCAAAGCUUUGGAUUAUAAAGGUGGUUGAAUUUGUUGAGGUUUUAGGGUAAUUUAAAUAUCAUUGCUCUUUAUGCACAUCCUGUAUAGGCACAUGGCUCCAUUAGUAUUGAAAUGAAGUAUAAAUGUCUCAUGUAUGUUUCACGGUUGUAAAGUUGUUUAUUUUUUUAAAUAUUAUUUUUGGAAGAAAACUGUUGUCACUACCAUGUACGCACUGUUCUAGUAUUAAUAUUCAUCCAUUCCCAUCUGUUGUUUUUAGCCUUGUUUUUCAAGGCACACUUUGUCUUUGUACUAGCUCGGCAUAUGUCAUGUCUCAUACUGCAGCAAUUAUUGUUAACCAGCAAAAGUUUUUGAACACCAACCGCUUACGUUGUCCGACGUGCAAUAAACAUUUGACAAAUGAUGGCACUUUCUACGAAAUGUAUGUGUUAAUUUGGUGUUUUGUUGUAAAUCAGAGGUGCUUAGUUGGUUUGCUUUAUAGUUGUGAUAUUUUGUAUAAGGCACAACUUACUUUUUAUAUCAAUUGAUCAAAUGUUUGGUCAUCAGUCUGACAAAGUUUAUAAUCUGGAAAAUGAUUCCAGCAAUUGGAAAGACAUAAUUAAGCUUUGUAAUGAAGGCAGAAAAUUUGAUUCAGUACCAUGUGGGAUACUGGCUGUUCAAGCAGUGUAAAGACCAUCUGAGACCACCAAUUAUUA
Molecule: messenger RNA, 5927 nt
Organism: Liolophura sinensis
Lineage: Eukaryota; Metazoa; Mollusca; Polyplacophora; Chitonida; Chitonidae
Exons: 31
Coding region: 166-4671 (1501 amino acids)
Molecular function (GO): protein binding
Source: RefSeq, a predicted model, not a curated record